AUGGACGACGAAGAGGAGCAAAAAGCCGCUGCGCCUUCGGUGGUUGAUCGUUACUACACACGAUGGUACAGAGCCGAUAUGAAGGGCAAGCCCUGUGAGGACCACUGCAUCCUUCAGCAUUCGAACAGGAUAUGCGUCAUCACCUUGGCUGAGACUCACCCGCUGCUAAAGAAAGGACGGACCAUCUCAAAGAUUGAUUACCAAAUUAGUAAUGGCUGCAGCCGCUUGAACAAUAAAGUAUCCGGAAAGUCCAAGCGGGGAGGUCAGUUCCUUACUGAAUUUGCCCCACUGUGCCGGAUAACGUGCACGGAUCAAACUGAAUUCACCGUCUACAGCUGUAUCAGGGGACGUCUUCUGGAGGUCAACGAGAAUAUUCUUCAAAGGCCCGCUCUAUUACAGGAGAAGCCAUCCACAGACGGAUACAUCGCAGUCAUCUUACCCAAGUUUGAAGAGAGCAAAAGCAUCACGGAGAACCUUCUGAACAGACGCGACUUUGAAAAGCUCCUCGCCAAACGGGACGGCACGCAGACGGUGGCAUCGCAACCGUCGUGA
Messenger RNA from Nerophis lumbriciformis (worm pipefish), 552 nucleotides. The record is from RefSeq and is a predicted model, not a curated record. NCBI's taxonomy places the organism in Eukaryota, Metazoa, Chordata, Actinopteri, Syngnathiformes, Syngnathidae.